Lacerta agilis (Sand lizard) is the source of this 1713-nucleotide messenger RNA. Its product is annotated as vomeronasal type-2 receptor 26-like. The transcript has 5 exons. NCBI's taxonomy places the organism in Eukaryota, Metazoa, Chordata, Lepidosauria, Squamata, Lacertidae. The coding region runs from base 1 to 1713 and encodes 570 amino acids. Gene Ontology annotation, cellular component: membrane. Gene Ontology annotation, biological process: G protein-coupled receptor signaling pathway. The record is from RefSeq and is a predicted model, not a curated record. Gene Ontology annotation, molecular function: G protein-coupled receptor activity.
AUGAAGUACUGGCUGCCCAUGUCCUUCUUCUUUGCCAUUCGGCAUAUCAACCAGAAUCCCAGGCUCUUGCCCAACAUCACUCUGGGCUGCAAUAUCUAUGAGAACUUUUUUCGUGGAAGGAUAACGUACGAAGCUUUGGUAGACCUGGUCUCUUCUAGACAGGCGAAUGUUCCAAACUACAACUGCGGAGGACAGAAUAACUUGAUUGCUGUUCUGGAAGGGGCUGACUCUGACUCUCAGAACUCCAUCCAGAUUUCAAGCAUGUUGAGCAUCUAUAAAAUCCCACAGGUCAACUAUGCUUUUGGCUCCCAUGUUCUGAAUGACAAGAGGCAGUUCCCUUUUUUCUAUCGGACGGUCCCCAAAGAAGAGGCCCUGUACCCAGCGAUUGUCAAGCUUCUCCAUCACUUCAGAUGGACGUUCAUUGGUCUCAUUGCUCCAGACACCGACAAUGGACUCCACUCUUUCCUGGGAGACGCCCAAUUUUACAAUUCUUCAGUGGAUGGAGUGUAUUUGGAUGAGAACGAGGAACUAACAGCUGACUUGGACAUUGUGAACUGGGUGGUGUUUCCCAAUCAGUCCCUCCUUAGAGAGAGGAUUGGGGGCAUCAAUAGACAGAUAUCCCUUGACCUAAAGUGCACCAUCAACCAGAAUGCCACUGUGUGCCCCAAAUGGCUCAACAAGCCCCUGCCUACUUCCAGGUGUGUGGAAAGUUGCCAGCCUGGAUUCUUCAAGGUAGUUCAGGAAGGAAUGCUGCUCUGCUGCUAUGACUGUGCUCCCUGUGCGGAAGGAACAAUGGCCACUCAGGAAGAUGCAGAGCAUUGCACCAGGUGUCCAGAAGAUCAGCAUCCAAACAAGGCCAGAGAUCUAUGUUUCUACAAGAUCAUGACCUUCCUAGCUUAUGAAGAACCUUUGGGGAUCUUCCUAGCUUCCUUUGCCCUAUUCCUAUCCUUAACCACAGGUGUUGUGCUAGGAAUAUUCAUUAUAUUCCGAGAAACUCCCAUAGUCAAAGCCAACAACAGGAACCUCUCCUACAUCCUCCUCAUCUCCCUCUUGCUUUCCUUUUUGUCCUCCUUCCUCUUCAUUGGAAGGCCAAGGAAAGUGACCUGUCUUCUCCGACAAGUGACCUUCAGCAUCAUCUUCUCAGUUGCCGUCUCUUCUGUGUUGGCAAAAACCAUCACUGUGGUGCUGGCCUUCCUGGCCACAAAACCAGGGAACAGGGUGAAAAGAUGGCUGGGGAAGAGUUUGGCCAACUCCAUUGUCAUUUCCUGCUCCAUUGUCCAAGUUGUCAUCUGUACCAUCUGGCUGGGAAUCUCUCCACCCUUCCCAGAGUCUGACAUGAGCUCCCAGGCUGGAGAGAUCAUCCUACAAUGCAAUGAAGGGUCUGUUGCCAUGUUCUAUGCUGCCCUUGGCUAUAUGGGCUUCCUGGCCUCCUUCUGCUUGACAGUGGCUUUUCUGGCCAGGAAGCUGCCUGGAGCCUUCAAUGAAGCCAAGCUGAUCACCUUCAGCAUGCUGGUCUUCUGCAGUGUUUGGGUCUCCUUUGUGCCCACCUACCUGAGCACCAAGGGGAAAUACAUGGUAGCCGUUCAGGUCUUCUCUAUCUUGGCCUCCAGUGCUGGGCUUCUGGGCUGCAUCUUCUUUCCCAAGUGCUACAUUAUUGUACUGAGGCCUGAUCUGAACAAAAAGGAGCAUCUGACAACAAAAGCUGGUUCUUAA